Molecule: messenger RNA, 1611 nt
Organism: Ornithodoros turicata
Lineage: Eukaryota; Metazoa; Arthropoda; Arachnida; Ixodida; Argasidae
Product: procathepsin L-like
Exons: 8
Coding region: 60-1076 (338 amino acids)
Biological process (GO): immune response; positive regulation of apoptotic signaling pathway; positive regulation of peptidase activity
Cellular component (GO): lysosome
Molecular function (GO): cysteine-type endopeptidase activator activity involved in apoptotic process; cysteine-type endopeptidase activity
Source: RefSeq, a predicted model, not a curated record
CCAGGCAUCACUCCUGCGAGCGGACGGGAACUGGAAGGGCUCUAAAGCGACAAGAAAAGAUGCUGUCCCACUCUGUGCUGCUUCUACUAUUUUUCGCCAUUGUGACCCUCGCGAAAGGCCUGUCAUUCGAGCAAUGGGCGCUGGCAGAGUGGCAGACUUUCAAGACGCGACACGGAAAGAACUACAGCAACCCCUUUGAAGAAAGCCUUCGCAUGAAAGUGUUUAUGGAGAACCAAUACAGGAUCACUCAACACAACGAAAGACACAGCAAAGGGCUUGUUUCUUACAAGCUGAAGAUGAACUCUUAUGGAGACAUGUUACAGCACGAGUUCGCACACAGUGUGACAGGCCUACGCACCAGCGCAGGGUUAUUGGAGACUACUGCAUCAUUGUACAUGGCCCCGUACGGGACAGAGAAGAUGAAACCCCUGCACGUCGACUGGAGACCCACCUUGGUAACCAAAGUGAAGGACCAAGGCACAUGUGGAUCCUGCUGGGCAUUCAGCGCAACCGGUUCGCUGGAGGGUCAGCAUGCCCGAAAGACAGGCAAGCUGGUCUCCCUGAGCGAGCAAAACCUUAUUGACUGCAGCACGGAUUAUGGGAACGAGGGCUGCGAUGGUGGUCUUAUGACCAAUGCCUUCGAGUACAUCGUAAAGAACAAGGGAAUCAACACCGAGCACGCGUACCCAUACGAAGAAAUGAAGGGAGACUGCCGGUUCCGCAAGAACAUUGUGGCAGCCAACAUGACUGGAUACGUGACCAUACCACAGGGAUCCGAAGAAUCACUACAGGCAGCAGUGGCUUUUGUAGGUCCCAUUUCAGCCGGUGUCAAUGGAGAACAUUUCUCCUUUCGGUUCUAUGAGAAAGGUGUUUACGACGACCCUAUCUGCGGCUACAAGUCGGUCAACCACGCUGUCUUGGUUGUGGGUUAUGGCGUUGAUCCCGAUGGUAGGAAAUACUGGCUCAUCAAAAACAGCUGGAGCGACUACUGGGGUUUGGAUGGCUACAUGAAGCUCGACCGCACUGGGCGCAACUUUUGCGGCAUAGCUACUAUAGCCAGCUACCCGCUCGUUUGAACGAUGCUACACCAUCUUCUUGACCCCAUUAUUUUGCUCACUGUAGAAUGUACUGUGCUCUGGACACUAUGUAUGUCACCAUAUGUUCAUGUGCUCCUCUUGCAUUGGAACGCAUAUCCUGGAAGAUUUGUUCCAUGUCACUCGGGAGCACUAGUGGCGUGGGAAAAAAAGGGAACACGAGAGGAAUGCAUAAAGGAGAAGACAGUGGCUGUUGCAGGGAACUUAGUGGAGAGUUCUGCUGGGGAGCCUACCGACAGUGGCCGUAGGACAUACGUGUGGAACUUUUGGAACUUUGACAGAUGAGUGCGACGGAACUGUCCAAACAUCGUACUGGAUCUGCGUUGGUGUGGUAACUGUGACAACACUGUGUGACCAUCGUCAGAUCUUCGGAAGCGACACGUGACAAUCCUGUGCCGGACUUUAGAGACAGCACCGUUGUGGGAGAGAUAUAUGUAUGCUUGAAGUUACUUGAAAGUGCUUCGUUAUCCUCUUACGUCUACUAAGCUCACGCAAGUGUAUUAAAUCCGAAAUUGAU